AUGAAAAGAGAAGAAGCCUGUAAAGUUCUUCAGGAGCCAUUACAAAAACUAAUUUAUUCUUCGUCAUCAAGUCAUACCAUCAACAAUAAUAAAUUUAUUGUACAUUCAAUCAUAUUUGAAAUAUGGCAACUUUAUCUUAAUCCAGAAGGUGCUUAUCAACACAGAGAAUUAAAUUUAGAUGUUAUCUUUCAAUUGAAUUCUGAGCUUUAUACAAAACUUAUUGAAUUGUUGGAAUUAGAUCAGGAACUAAUUAGAACCUUAUAUAUGAUUCCACUUUCCAGUAAUCCAAUGUAUGGAAUUAAACAUGUAAUAAUACCAUCACUUAAUGUUUCAAAUAGUCUUAAUGGUGAUAAAAAACACGAUUUAAUUGAUUUUAUUCAAAAUUUAUUAUCAUACCAUUAUAAUGAUAUCAUUGAUGAAGAAACUCAACUUGAUUUAUUUCUUAUGAACAAUUUGGUUUCAACUCCAUUUUAUUAUAAUGAUUUUAGAAAAAAUUCAAUAAAUAAUUAUACAACUUUACAUAAAAUAAAUUAUGAAAAUUCAAAAACUUUGGAAAUUAGAAAGAAGAUCAACUAUCAUUUAAACACAAUAGAAGAUUUACAAUUAGAUGCAAAUAGGAAGAAACAAAACAAUUAUAAAACAUUAAACUUACUUAUAAAUUUCAUUGAUGAGAUAGCAUUUCCUUUCAAAGAAGAUUAUGAUGAGUAUCAAUCAACUCAACUAAGAUUGGCAAAAUCCUUUAUCACUCAAAAUGUUAUAUUGAAAAAAAAUGAUUCUUUAAAAGAAUUUUUGGAAUAUAUUGAUCAAUAUGAUCUUGAAAAAUAUAAUAUUUCUACAAGAUCCCAGAAAAGUUAUUCAAAAGAAAUAUCAACUAGGCUAGCAAAAUGUUUACAUAAUGAUAAAGAGCUUUAUAAAAAAAUGAAAAAGGCAAAACAAAAAAAAUUUAAUAAUUUGGAUAUUAGCAAUAGCAAUAAUUUAGAUGGAGGCGAUGUGGUAGACCUUAAAACGCACGAAUUAGCUUUUGUCAAUAUAUGUUAUUCUUUAUAUGAAAAUUUUGAAUAUGAUGGUUCAUUUGUUAAUUGGUUAGAAGAUUCUGAAUUGUCCUAUAAGAUGAAUUCUUCUUUAUUUAAAAAAAAAGAUUUGGAAAUUUGUUGCAAAUGGGUUAUGGAAAGUGUUAAAGUUGGUCGACCUGGAUGGUUGUCACUCUUUAAAUUGAUGAUACAGUAUAUUGAUUUAUUCCCAAGACCUUCUUCAAUGAAUAUUAAAUCACCAACAUUUGGAUCAGAGAAAUUUUGGCCAUUUUCUUUAGAUGAUCAACUUACUAUAAUUUGCAAUCAAUUGAUUGCCACAUCAAAAUCCAAAGAAAUAAUCGAUAAAGCAGAUAAUAUUCAAGCUAAAAUGGUUGAUUCUUUGAUCAUUACAUCAGUUGUGUCCCCAUAUUAUACAUUACAUAGAUUGAUUGGUGAGGUUAUACAUAAUAAAGGACAAGGCAUUGUAAUACUUGAUAUCAUAAAUCAACUUGGAUCUUUGUGUUGGUAUAACCAAGCAUCAAGAUCUCCAGCUAUUAUUAUUCAAGUGUUGAAAGAUAUUUUAUCAACAAUUGAUGAAAGUGAAGAUGGUUUGACGCAUCAAGAACAAAAGAAUUUGAUUGACUUUAUUAUUCAAGCAACGAUGAAUAAAAAGAAUUUAAAAAAACCUGCAAUUGAAUUAAAAAUUGGUGAAAUUGGUGAAUGGAGUAGUAUUAAUAGUAAAAGCAAAGAUGAUGUUAUAGUAAUCAUAGAUUUACUUGAAUAUAUCAGAUAUUGUGUACUGCCCUAUUUACAAUUUUCCAAUCCCAUAUUGUCAUCACAAAUCAGUGAAAGUUGGUGGUUGAUUAGGGCAGAACCUCUUUUAUUGUUAAAUCAUUUAAUUAGAUUAUUUGAUCAACGUAAAUUAUUAUUGUCAUCGUCACCAUCAAUAUCUAUAACACUUGUUGAUGAUAUUCAUUUCUUACUGAAAGAGUUGUUAAGAUUAUUGACAGAGUAUUUCAUUUCAUUACCACAAGAUUACGAUCAAAAUGAGUACCAUCGUUCUAACGUUAAUUCGAUUAAAGAAUUAUAUAAAGAUUCCAAGGAUUAUAAUUGGGCAACUCAACUUUAUCUAUAUCAAUUCUUUGAAAUUUGUUCAUCAUGCUUUGGUUUUGAUAUAUCAAAACCCGCAAUACCAUCACUACUUUUUUCAUUUUGUAAUUUUUCAGAUAAAGAAUACACUGAAUCACCAUCUGAUGAGGAUAAUGUAAAGAAAUCUGGCGUGACUUUAUCAAAUCAAGUUAAAAAGAUGAAGCAGUUGAUUUUAUUUUUAGAGGCUUGUCAAGUUUCCUCUUAUUGGUGUGAGAAAUUUGUGUUGGCAUUAAAUAAUAAUCAGAAUGCUUCAAAACCAUAUUUACGUAAUCUUUUUAGAAAAGUAGCACCAUUGGCAUUUUGUUAUGUGCUUGCAAAUAGUGUUGAGGAAGAAGCCUAUGUUUUAUUAGAUACUAUGAUAAGAAAAUUGAUAGUUUAUGGAAUAAUAUCAGCAUCUGAAUUGUUAAUUGAUGAAAAUAAUAAUAAUAAAGAGUUAUUUGAAAUGGCCAUUUCAGAAAUAGAUAUUGAAG
This is a messenger RNA of Entrophospora sp. SA101, 2629 nucleotides long. The record is from the annotation of a GenBank genome assembly. Lineage: Eukaryota; Fungi; Glomeromycota; Glomeromycetes; Entrophosporales; Entrophosporaceae.